GGAGCUUCUCCAAAUGAACGCCAGAAAGCUGUGAUAGAUGCCUUCUCUCAUGCGUGGAAAGGAUACAGGGCGUUUGCUUGGGGCCACGAUGAGCUCAGGCCCGUGUCCAGAUCAUUCAUUGAGGUAUUUGGUUUUGAUGGUCUUGGCGUGACUCUGAUUGAUGCCCUGGACACCAUGUGGAUUAUGGGGCUGCAAAAAGAAUUUGAAGAAGCCACAACAUGGGUAUUAGAGAAAUUACAUUUUCAGAAAGAUAUACAGGUAAAUCUUUUUGAGAGCACUAUCCGUAUUUUGGGUGGACUUUUGAGUGCUUACAAUUUAUCUGGAGAUAGCCUCUUUUUGGAAAAAGCUAAAGAUCUUGGAAAUCGGCUAAUGCCGGCACUUAGAACUCCCUCCAAGAUCCCACAUUCUGAUGUAAACAUUGGCACGGGUGCAGCCAACUCACUUAACAAAUGCAGUCCAGUGGCACAAGUGACAAGCAUUCAGUUGGAGUUCAGAGAGCUCUCUCGUAUCACUGGAAAUGAAACAUUUCAGGAGGCAGUGCAGGAAAUAAUGAAGCAUAUCCAUUCCUUGCCUGGGAAGAAUGAUGGACUAGUGCCCAUAUACAUCAACGCCAUCAGUGGCUUCUUCAGUUCACUGAAUAUCUUCACUCUUGGAGCUCAUGCUGACAGCUACUAUGAGUAUCUGCUAAAGCAGUGGAUCCAAGGAGGAAAGAAAGAAAGUCAGUUGCUAGAAGACUACAUGGAAGCCAUCAAAGGAAUACAAAGGCACCUGCUUCAGCAGACUAGGGCCAGAAAUCUGACUUUCGUGGGGCAACUUGUCUCUGACCACUUCGUAGCCAAGAUGGAUCAUUUUGUGUGUUUUCUGCCUGGGACUCUGGCUCUGGGUGUACACCAUGGACUGCCCAGUGACCAUAUGGAGCUAGCAAAAGCUCUUAUGAAGACCUGUUAUGAGAUGUAUCAUCAGUUUAAGUCUGGGCUGAGCCCAGAGGCUGUGUACUUCAACAUUAAUGCCAGAAUUACCCAUAAAGAUAUGAGGGUCUUUUCUCAAGACAAUUUCAAUAUGCUACGACCAGAGACUGUGGAGAGCUUGUUCUAUCUGUACCGGUUCACUGGAGACAAGAAAUACCAGGAUUGGGGCUGGGAGAUCCUGCAGAGCUUCAACAAGUAUACACGCAUCCCUUCAGGUGGCUAUUCUUCUAUCUAUAAUGUUCAGAAACCAGUUGUACGUGACCGUAUGCAAAGUUUCUUUCUGGGAGAAACUCUGAAGUACAUGUAUCUUCUUUUUUCUGAAGACAUGGACUUGUUGAACCUUGACAAAUACGUGUUUAAUACAGAGGCUCAUCCCCUGCCCAUCUGGACUUCAGCCUAA
This is a messenger RNA of Orycteropus afer afer, 1368 nucleotides long. RefSeq names its product endoplasmic reticulum mannosyl-oligosaccharide 1,2-alpha-mannosidase-like. Gene Ontology annotation, cellular component: membrane; endoplasmic reticulum. Gene Ontology annotation, biological process: carbohydrate metabolic process; N-glycan processing. Gene Ontology annotation, molecular function: mannosyl-oligosaccharide 1,2-alpha-mannosidase activity; calcium ion binding. NCBI's taxonomy places the organism in Eukaryota, Metazoa, Chordata, Mammalia, Tubulidentata, Orycteropodidae. The record is from RefSeq and is a predicted model, not a curated record.